Messenger RNA from Dendrobium catenatum, 1926 nucleotides. RefSeq lists its product as uncharacterized. Bases 1 to 1926 code for a protein of 641 amino acids. The transcript is spliced from 5 exons. The record is from RefSeq and is a predicted model, not a curated record. NCBI's taxonomy places the organism in Eukaryota, Viridiplantae, Streptophyta, Magnoliopsida, Asparagales, Orchidaceae.
AUGCCCCUUAUUGUCAAAGAAACUCAAGCUGGAUUUGUGAAGGCUAGAAUUUCGACUGAUAGUAUUCUUUUAGCCAAUGAUAUUCUCUCUUUGGUUAAUAAGGGUGGGGCUGGCAACAUUUUUUGUGCUAAAUUAGAUAUCAAAAAGGCCUUUGACACUAUUUCUAGAGAAUUUCUAUUGGCACGUAUGCAUCAAAAAGGGUUUCCUAAGCCUUUUAUUAGCUGGAUUAAGGCUUGUAUUACAAAAGUUAACUUCUCUAUUAUCAUUGAUGGUGCACUGGAAGGAUUCUUCUCCUCUUCUGCUGGUCUUAGGCAAGGGUGUCCCCUUAGCCCAUACCUUUUUUGCAUUGUUAUGGAUGUUUUGUCCAAUCUUCUUGAUGAAAGAGGUUUUAAAGGAUUCAAAACUGAUAACUAUCAUCUCUCACACAUUUUGUAUGCGGAUGAUGUGUUAAUUUUGGGUGAUGCCACUAUUGACAACUGUAAAAUCCUCUCUUCUGUUCUUAAAGAGUUUGCAAAUGCAACUGGGCUUCAUAUAAAUUAUGAAAAAUGUUCUAUCAUGUUCUCAAAGAAUCAAAGAAACCAAGAAAUGCUUUGUCAAGCUCUCUCUAUUACGAAUGUCAGCACUAAGUUAACUUAUCUUGGCAUUCCCAUUUCUUUUACUAGAUUAAAAGUUAAGGAUUUUAUGCCACUGAUGGAUAAACUGCACAAGAAAUUUAUCGGGUGGAAGGCAAAUCUACUAUCUUUUGCUGGUAGAUUACAGUUCUUAAAAUUCACUAUUCAGAACACCAUAGUCUAUUGGAUUAGAGGCUCUAUUAUACCUAAGACUAAAGGGGGAUUGGGUAUUCCUUCUAUAGCUGCCAUUCAACAUGCUUUUAACUGUUCUACUGCUGCUAGUAUAAAGAGGAAACUCAAAUUUGUGAUUACUCCUAAUGCACCCAUCUCUCUGUGUUGGGAUCAUUGGUGCAGUAAUAUCACCCUGGCUGAAUAUGUGGGUGGUGUUUCCCUGGAUUGUUUCAUUUUUCCUUAUCUGAAGAAUUACAUAUCCAAUAAUAACUGGGUUUUUAACAACAAUAUUCCUCAGAUUUUGAAAAAUGCAGUAAGCAGUUUUAAAAUUCUGGAGAGUGAGGGCUCUUGUUUGCUUUGGAAGGACUGUGCUCACCCUAAAUUUAGAGACUAUAUCAAGGAUUUUUACUCUGAUUUACCUGAUAAUAAUUGGCACAAUUUUGUCUGGCACAAAAAGGGUAUGAUUAAACAUUCGGUUUAUGUGUGGCUUGCUUUGGUUGGGGGUUUGAAAACCCAAGAUGCUUUAAGGCUGAGAAACAUAAAUGUUCUGGUGAAUUGCUCUUUGUGUUACUCUGCACCUGAAACUAUUAAUCAUAUUUUCUUUGAUUGCCCUUACUCCUUUACAAUUCUCAGUUCUAUAAUACCUGGUAGUAUGAAUUUUCUGUUACGGCCUACUAUUUUGCAAUUGUUCCACUGGAUGGAGACUGAAUUUUCUGGAUCUCAAAUCACAUUGAAUUUCUACUUAUUGACGUGGUUAUUAGCAGAGCUUGUAAAUGGAGAAACUUUGAUGAGCUGCUGGAGAACUUCUAAUCUCAAGGACCCUUCGUUAGCUGGAGAUUACUGGUGGGCUGGUUCUUUAACCAGGACAAUGAUGAAGAUCCUUUUAAAUCAUAAUAAUUCCCCUUGGACGGUCUUUGGGCAACCAGGGGAAUCCUCUUUGGUCCUCUAUUAUUUCUCUGAGUCCUGGUUAAAUGUAUAUUGGAGCUGGUUUAAUAUUAACUGGUGCUUUAUGGAAUCUAAGCUACAGUGCAACCUGGAAGGUUUCGUCUGCUCUAAGACUAGAUCGGAGUUUUGGCUUCUCGUGCUGCAGAUGCAUUUUCUUUCUGGUUCAAUCAAACUUUUGAUUGUGGCCGUAUUUGGCUAG